Odontomachus brunneus is the source of this 1878-nucleotide messenger RNA. RefSeq lists its product as uncharacterized. The record is from RefSeq and is a predicted model, not a curated record. The coding region runs from base 487 to 1212 and encodes 241 amino acids. The transcript is spliced from 5 exons. NCBI's taxonomy places the organism in Eukaryota, Metazoa, Arthropoda, Insecta, Hymenoptera, Formicidae.
CGAUCGUCGUUGGCAUUCGUCACGUUUCGUGCGCCGAACUGGUAAAUACUAAUCGCUACAGUGAUCUUCACCGAGAUGCUGAAAUUCCGGAAAUUAUUUCCACGACCUUGCUCGAUCAUUGGAAUGAUCCACGUGGGAGCGCUGCCCGACGCCUGUGUGUUUAGGAACGCCAAGAUACAAAGGUCCUGUUGAGAAGAUCAUAGAAGAUGCAGUGAAAGAGGCCUCGAUAUAUGCUAAGUGUGGCGCGGUAAUUAAUUUACAUCAAAUUAAUAUCUAUAUAUAAGGGAGUAUGCUGCUAUCACGUUGAUAAACUCAUCGAUGAUCGCUAGCGUACCCGGCAUAAUUCUAGGAGAGAUUAUUUAUUCUAAGAAAGCAAAAUAGCCAGAGAAAAUAGAUACUUUCGUUACAAGUAGUCACAGACAAGAUUAUUCUCCGAUGACCGUAACCUUUGCAAAAUCGAAUAGAAAAGUGAUAUAACGCUAUCGUAUGAAUAUAUCGCACUUUGUUCGAGUAUUUCGCGUGUGUGCUUUUCAGGAUGGUAUUCUGGUUGAGAAUAUGCACGACAUCCCGUACAUUAAGAGGAAAGAUUUGUCGUCGGAAAUCGUAACUAUGAUGACGAGAAUUUGCACAGAAGUUAGGAAAGUGGUGCUGCGAAACAUGGCUUGCGGCGUUCAGAUUCUCGCGGGAUGCAACGAGGAGGCGAUUGCGGUUGCCAAGGCUGCGGGAUUUCAAUUUAUUAGGGCCGAGGGGUUCGUCUUCUCUCACGUGGCAGAUGAAGGCUUUAUUGACGCAAGCGCCGGGACUUUGUUGAGAUACAGGAGGCAAGUCGACGCGGAAGAUGUCCUUGUCUUCGCCGACGUCAAGAAGAAACAUAGCUCGCAUGCCAUCACUUCCGACAUGAGUUUACUAGAAACGGUAAGAGCAGCGGAAUUCUUUUUAGCCGACGGAAUUAUAUUAACCGGCAGAGCGACUGGCGAGGAAGCGGACGCGCAAGAUCUCGCAGAAGUGCGGAAAUGCGUGGCGGCGCGGCUGCCGGUGUUGAUCGGCUCGGGUGUAACGUUGGAUAACGUGGACAAUUACGUGGCGGCUGCGGACGCGCUGAUCGUGGGAUCGUACUUCAAGACGGCUGGCCGAUGGGAAAAUGCGCUCAACGCGGACAGAGUUCAAGCGCUGGUUGAAUACUUAAAAAGCCGACAGCAACGACAAUCGUAGCGGCGACAACGUUGGUGCGGCCGACCGACCAACGAGGGAACCCGAAGAAAAAGAGAAAGCGUAGUCAGCCAGUUACAAGUCCGAACGAACCGGCAGCUGUUCGACCAGCUGAGCGAACUCCCACCUUCGAUCGACUCCGCUGUCACGUCUGCAGGGUCGCAUGCGCGUGGCGACGAAGAAGCUUUGAAGUACGUUAAGGUCUCACAGAGUUCGCGGCGAAGAAAUGAUAUCGUUGCUUCUAUACUGAAGAUACCACAAACACUGUAAAAAAAGAGAAAAAUGUCCGUUUAUUCUCAUUUGUUGAAAUAACUUUUUUACUCGAGAAGAGGAAUAUUAUGCAUACACAAUAAGAUGUUUCUAUUGGAAAAUAUUAUCUUUAUAUAAGAAGCAAAAUGUUUAAACGCAUUGUAGCAACUUUUUUUCUCCCUAACAGAAGAAGCGAGAGAUUUUAUGUAAAUUCUUAAUCAACAAAAUAUAUUCCUAAAUAAUAAUAAUAAUUUGUCGUAACAGUAAACUAUAAGAUCUGCUAGAUGUAAAAAGUGCUAGCAGUAAAACAUCAAAAUGUGACAAUAUGCAUUUGUUACAUAUAAAAGUGUAACAAUUAAAGUGUUUAGUACAAAGAAUCGUAAGAAGUCGACAUUAAAUAUGAAAUUGUAUGAUGUUGCA